This is a messenger RNA of Olea europaea var. sylvestris, 911 nucleotides long. Its product is annotated as putative ripening-related protein 1. NCBI's taxonomy places the organism in Eukaryota, Viridiplantae, Streptophyta, Magnoliopsida, Lamiales, Oleaceae. The transcript has a single exon. The coding region runs from base 232 to 792 and encodes 186 amino acids. The record is from RefSeq and is a predicted model, not a curated record.
CAGCAUAGUUUACAGUCAUGGUUCUAUUUGAACCCUCCCAUGGACUUUAUGACUAACCUUAACAUUAUUUAUGAAUACUAAUCUGACGUAUUUCAUUUUUGUAUUUCUUUUACCUUGAGCACAAUCUUGGCAUUUUCUUUGGCCAAACUAUAUAUAAACGAAUCCUUUGAUCAGAAUUUGCACCAAACUCAAUCAUCUCAUCAAUACUUGUGUUUUGAUUCGAGAGAAAAGAUGAAGAAAUUAAGCUCAGGAGCUCUUCUUUUUGUGCUACUCUUUCUUGUUACUCAUUUUUCAGAGGCUAGACUUCAAGAGUGCAAGCCAAGUGGCAAAAUAAUUGGAAAAAAGCCUCCCCCUGGACAAUGCAACCAGGAAAACCAAUCUGACUGCUGUAAACAGGGAAAAUCUUACACCACCUACAAAUGUUCACCAUCAGUGUCCGGUAGCACUAAGGCAGUUCUCACGAUUAACAGCUUCGAGAAGGGUGGAGAUGGCGGUGCACCAUCAGAAUGUGACAACAAGUACCACUCCGAUGACACACCAGUUGUCGCUCUGUCAACUGGAUGGUACAGCGGAGGAUCAAGAUGCCUUAACAAUAUCACAAUAACUGCUAAUGGCCGAAGUGUAACUGCUAUGGUGGUUGACGAGUGUGAUUCUACCAUGGGAUGUGAUGACGACCAUGAUUAUCAACCUCCAUGUGAUAAUAACAUUGUCGAUGCCUCUAAAGCUGUAUGGAAAGCCUUAGGAGUAUCUGGCAAUGUGGGCGAGUUGGAUAUCACCUGGUCCGAUGCCUAGUACUAAAUCGUAAAAUUUAGUUAUCUAUUAUCUAUUGUCUAGAUCACUGUUUUAUGAUUUGGUUUGUAUUGUAAAUUUCUUAUUGCGUGAAUGAUGAAAAUAUAUCUUUGUAUAAUGAA